AUGGACGUGUUUUACGAGGUGUUACAUGAUAGUACAACCAUAGAGGGUCUUGAAGAUAUGCUGGAUUCUUGUAAUCCUCUUGUCCAGUCCUUCAGAAUGGUAAGAGAUUGUUUUCAAGAAAAUGAGUUUCAAGAUGUAUGCUUGAAGCUUAUUGGAACAAGAGAUAAGGAUGGAAGAGUUCACAAUUUGCCAACAGCAUCAAAAAUUGCUGCGUUAAUAAAUGGUGAUUUUGAUGGAGCAUUUGACAAACGGGACAUUGUUCUUAGAAAGAAGUCUGGUGGUCUUCAAAGAAUUAGUGAGCUUCAUCCCUCUUACCUUGCUUUGCAAUAUCCACUUAUUUUCCCAUAUGCAGAAGAUGGUUAUAGAGUUGGUAUUAAACAUAGAGGGAUUGCGAUUGAUAAUGAGGUACUUAGAACCAAUCUUACAAUUAGAGAAUUCUUUUGUUACAAAAUUCAAGAUAGACAUAAUCAGUUUUCAUUAUUAGUUAAUGCUAAAAAACUAUUUCAGCAGUUUUUGGUUGAUGGAUACACGAUGAUAGAAUCUGCCAGGUUGAAUUAUAUAAGGACACAACAACCUAAACUUAGAGCACAAAGUCUUAAGAACUUGAAUGCUACUGUUGAAAGUGGAGAGAAUAAUGCCUCAAGUUGUGGUAAACCUAUACUUUUACCUUCAUCAUUUACUGGUGGUUCUAGAUAUAUGAUGCAAAAGUACUUGGAUGCUAUGGCAAUUUGCAAGUCUGUUGGAUAUCCCGAUUUAUUCAUAACGGUGACUUGUAAUCCAAACUGGCCUGAGAUUUACAGGUGUUUGCACGAUAAAGCUCUUAAUGCUGAAGACAGACCGGAUAUUAUCUCUAGAUUAUUCAAGUCUCACUGUUUAAAAAUUUCAGUUAUGUAUACAGUGGAAUUUCAGAAGCGUGGACUCCCACAUGCUCACAUAUGUUUGUUCUUGGGUGCUGAAAGUAAAUUUCCAACUGCAUCUGAUAUUAAUGGUGUUAUUAGUGCUGAGAUACCAGAUAAAGAAAGAGAUCCUGAAUUAUAUGAGCUUGUCAAGCAAUUUAUGAUUCAUGGACCAUGUGAUGAGACUGGUGUUGAUUCUGAAGGAUAUCCUGUCUAUUGUCAUCGUCAAACAAGUAAUACAGUAGUAAAGAAUGGUGUGACACAUGAUAAUAGAUUUGUAGUUCCUUACAAUGCUCUCCUGCUCAGAAAGUAUCAGUGCCACGUUAACGUUGAAUGGUGCAACCAGUCAGGUUCUAUCAAAUAUUUGUUUAAAUAUAUUAAUAAGGGGCAUAAUAGAGUUACUGCUUCUGUUUUUCAAGCCAAUAGCACCAAGAAUGAUACGGAACAGAAUGUAGCUGUAGAUGAGAUAAAAGCAUACCUUGAUUGUAGAUAUAUCUCUGCUUGUGAAGCUGCUUGGAGAAUAUUCAUGUAUGAUAUACAUUAUAGAUAUCCGGCAGUUGAAGUAUUACCUUUUCAUUGUGAAGAUGGUCAGAGUAUUGGGUAUAACGAUCAUGAUAAUUUGUGUGAUAUUGUUACUGAUCCAACUGUGAAAAUGACAAUGUUUACAGAGUGGAUGAAUUGUAAUAAAGUCGAUGAAUUUGCCAGGACAUUGAGGUAUGUUCAGUUUCCGGGAUAUUAUGUAUGGAAUGCUAAAAAUCGCAAAUGGAAUCGAAGAAUGCAUCCGUAUGGAUCAAUUGGGAGGAUACAUUAUGUCCCACCAUCACUUGAUGAUUGUUAUUACCUAAGGAUUUUACUAAAUCAUAUUAAGGGACCAACCUGUUUUGAAGAUAUAAAAAUAGUUGAUGGGCAGGUUUUUCAAACAUUUAAAGAUGCAUGUUUUACACGGGGGCUGUUGGAUGAUGAUAAAGAAUAUGUUAAUGCUGUCAAAGAAGCUAGCACAUGGUCAACCGGAGAUUUCUUGAGGACCUUUUUUAAUGUUGUUGCUGUCAAAUUCGAUAUCCCGUCCUAG
Messenger RNA from Helianthus annuus (common sunflower), 1965 nucleotides. RefSeq lists its product as uncharacterized. NCBI's taxonomy places the organism in Eukaryota, Viridiplantae, Streptophyta, Magnoliopsida, Asterales, Asteraceae. The transcript has 3 exons. Bases 1 to 1965 code for a protein of 654 amino acids. The record is from RefSeq and is a predicted model, not a curated record.